CGCACCUAUACUGAAACCCGCGCGCCAAGUCUUUUCAUAUAUUGCACGACCAUCCACAUCCCAGCAUCUCCUUCCGGUCGCCUACGGAAGUGCUCUGGAGCGUUCAUCUCCCGUGCUUGCAGCAGAUCUACCGGGAGCACGGGUAUGUACCUGCCUAUUUCAUGUGAUGAUGAAGACCGGAAGCUCCGGACGUCGACAUGAUGGGCAGGUGGGAGAUGGCACAUUACGACUACUUAGGUACCUGAGUACCGCGAAGCAUAAAGAGUGCCUUCCGCACCAGUCGCAGAAGUACAACACCGCUCUGGCAUCUGGUCGUUGCAACCUCCACCAUCAUGAAAUCUAUUCUUACCUCCGCCCUCCUCCUCUCCACCGCCCUUGGCACGGUCGUCCCAAGGGCCGGCAAGAAGGUCGAUUACAACGGCUUCAAGGUGCUCCGCGUCGCUUCCACCGAUGAUGUCAAGGCUCAGAUUGAAAACUUGGCCGCUCAUGUCCUCAACCCGGGCAGGUCCGCGCAACUCGAUGUCGUCGUGUCACCAGAUAACAUCGAUGCCCUGACCGCACUGGUGUCGGAAAGCCAGGUCUUGAACGAGGAUGUUGGCGCUGCCCUGGCAGAAGAAGGCGAGGUUACGGCUUAUGCCGUCCCGAGCGAGAGCUGGUUCACUGCGUACCACCCGUAUGCCGACCAUCUUCAGUUCUUGAGGGAUCUACAAGCUGGUUACACUACCCAGUCUGAAAUUGUUACUGUUGGAACAUCGGUUCAGGGACGAGUCCUGACGGGAAUCCACAUCUGGGGUAGCGGAGGGAAAGGAUCGAAGCCUGCGGUGAUUAUCCACGGCAACGUUCACGCGAGGGAGUGGAUUACGUCGGUGACUACGGAGUACUUCGCAUGGCAACUCCUCACCAAGUACGCCUCGGACGCUUCUGUAAAGGCGCUGGUGGACAAGUUCGAUUUCUACAUCACGCCCAUUGUCAACCCCGAUGGUUUCGUUUACACUCAAACGACUGAUCGUCUGUGGCGCAAGAAUCGACAGACAGUGAGCGGAAACAGCUGUGUCGGUCGGGACAUCAACCGGAACUGGCCCUAUAAGUGGGAGGCGCCUGGGGGUGCAUCUACGGAUCCUUGCUCUGAGACGUACAAGGGCCAGGCUGCUGGUGAUGCUCCUGAGAACCGCGGCCUCAGGACACAGGUUGACUCGCUACGAGCAUCUCGCGGUAUCCGCCUGUAUCUCGAUGUCCAUUCAUACGGACAAUACAUUCUGUGGCCUUACGGUUACGACUGCAAUCUCCGCGCUGAGAACGAUGCGCAGCACCGUUCGAUCGCAACCCGUGCCCAGACUGCCAUCCGAGCUGUGUCUGGAACCGCGUAUACCAUUGGACCUAGCUGCUCUACUCUCUACGCCACGACUGGCAGCUCGACUGACUACACGGAUGUCACUGGAAACUCGACAUACUCGUACACGUAUGAGCUCCGCGAUAAGGGAACGUACGGCUUCACGCUGCCGGCAAACCAGAUUCAACCCACUGUGCGAGAGACCUGGGCCGGUGUCGUAUCGAUGCUGAAGGAUGCUUAGAAGGUUACUGGUCCUAGAUGAUAUCUCGUUAUCCGUUGAGCUGAAUAUGACCUAACUUCCUACGUCUCUUCCUCUCUCUGUCACUUGACCCCUGUCCACAUUCCACGUAUCUCCUCUUCUCCUGGACGCUCUCUGCUGAGAACAGACGACACUCUCUAUAUUUACCAUCGAC
Cucurbitaria berberidis CBS 394.84 is the source of this 1743-nucleotide messenger RNA. RefSeq lists its product as uncharacterized. The transcript has 4 exons. Gene Ontology annotation, molecular function: zinc ion binding; metallocarboxypeptidase activity. The record is from RefSeq and is a predicted model, not a curated record. The coding region runs from base 333 to 1571 and encodes 412 amino acids. Gene Ontology annotation, biological process: proteolysis. Lineage: Eukaryota; Fungi; Ascomycota; Dothideomycetes; Pleosporales; Cucurbitariaceae.